Messenger RNA from Silurus meridionalis, 3094 nucleotides. RefSeq names its product zinc finger and BTB domain-containing protein 12-like. NCBI's taxonomy places the organism in Eukaryota, Metazoa, Chordata, Actinopteri, Siluriformes, Siluridae. Gene Ontology annotation, molecular function: DNA-binding transcription factor activity, RNA polymerase II-specific; RNA polymerase II cis-regulatory region sequence-specific DNA binding; protein binding. The record is from RefSeq and is a predicted model, not a curated record. Gene Ontology annotation, biological process: regulation of transcription by RNA polymerase II. The transcript has 5 exons. The coding region runs from base 274 to 1884 and encodes 536 amino acids.
CAAAAAAAGACGGAAGUUUCCUCCCGGCCGCCGUACUGUAGGUUACGCGUCUAAAAAAGUAAACAGUAGGUUUAAUGACUGUUCUGGACAUGCGUGUUUCUGUUAUGUGAAAUUUUCCUUCUUGAAAUACACCAGAAAGGCUGAGUUUAUUACUGAUUCGGUUCUAAACCCGAGUAGAAAAGCGCCCUGGUCCCGCUACAGGUCAUUUACAGCCUCGUGAACGCAGCUAACUGCUAGCCGGCUAGCUGCACGAGACAAAGACUGCAGAUUCAGAUGGACGUGGUGUGUUUCCGGCUGCCUGGCCACAGCGACGCCGCGCUGAGGAAUAUGAACUUUUUGCGGGAGCAUCGGCACUUCUGCGACAUCACCAUCAUGGCCGGAGGCAAGCAGAUGUUCCGGGGUCACAAAGUGGUGCUGGCUGCCGGCUCGGCCUUCCUCAGGGACCAGUUUUUACUGAACCCUUCUGCGGAGCUGCAGCACGUGUCAGUGCUUCACAGCUCCACCGUGAUCCGCGAGCUGCUGCAGUCCUGCUACACAGGCAUCCUGCAGUUCAGUGCCAAAGAGAUCGUAAAUUACCUAACGGCCGCCAGCUACCUCCAGAUGGAGCACGUGGUGGAGAAGUGCCGAGUGGCCCUGAGUCAGUACCUGCAGUCGAAGAGCAGUUCAGGGUCUGUAAAAACAGAAGAGUCCCAGGUUAUAGCGGCGAUUGUCAGCGGAAGCACGCGUUCUCUGGACGAUAUGUCGCCUCCUGCUGAACGCGCCUCGUCGCUGCAGCCUCACAGCUCGGAGGGGGAGCCGCAGGUCUCCGGAGUCGAACAUGCCGGCGUUCAGCACAAAGACGAGGUGGAUUUGUCCGUGCCGCGGCUUCGAACCUCAGAGCACUCCGGAGUCAUCGAGGACGAAGAGAGCAAGAACGACUUCAUGUUCGACGUUCGGAUCAGGGAAGAGCACCACCACGGCGCACAGGACAACCCAGGGGUCCACGAGGACGUCGGAGACGGAGCGGACAUGUUAGCCGUAAGCCAGGUCUCGCAUCUCCACGCGGAGGAUCUGGGCAGGGACGAGGUCGGGAUGCCAGGCAGUAGCCCGAGAGGUGGAGUACGUAUCUGGAGGCGGAGAUUCGGGGAGCCUAGGGGCAGCCGUGGGCGGGGCUUCAAGCACAGGAAGCGCUACACUUACCGCGAACGCAGGCCUUUGGGGAAUUUUCAGCAGGCUUGGCGCUUCCCCACCUCCGAAGAGAUCAUGGGGAGUUUCGGGGCAGGGAUCGGACAAGACUACUUGGCUCUCGGGGAGGGUCCGAUGCGGGUGGAUUACCAGCCUUCGGAAUGCCAAGAAGACACGGCGGGUUCAGACAGCGGCCCUGGGCACUUUAUAAUGGAUGGCACCAGCCCCGAAGACAACGUAGGAGUCGUAUCUUUGGCCACUAACGGAGAGGACGGAGGCGAGGACUCCGUGGCGGUGGUGGGCUCCACGUCGUGCGUGACGGGCUCUGUGGCGUGCGAGCAGUGCGGCCUGGCGUUUUCAUCUGUCGACGAUUUAGCCGUGCACUCGCGCUCCACCCACUUGCUGUACGUGUGCCCGUGCUGCGGCAAACACUUCAGCCAGACGAGCAACCUGAACCGCCACAUGGCUGUCCACCGCUCGGCCAAGCUCCACAGCUGCCCGCUGUGCCACAAGACCUUCACGCAAAAGUCCACACUCUCCGACCACAUGAACAUGCACAGCGGACAGCGGCCCCACGUCUGCGCCUUCUGCCGCAUCUGCUUCGCACACAAACCCGCUCUCCGGCGCCACCUAAAGGAGCAGCACGGCAAGACCACCGCCCAGAACUACCUGGAGAUCCAGAGGGAGUGCGAGGAACCGGCUAUAGGAGGAGGAGUUUAAGAGGAUUUCAGCAGAAAUCAAACGUAGCAUUGCAGAUGUGUAUAGGGGACAGUUUGAGAGAGAGGAGUUAGGGCCAGAGUCUGACGACGCCGUCUGUUCGAUCUCAGGCAGCUCGCAUUGAGGAGAGGAAACGUAUUUUAGAGGUUUUCAUUUUCCAUUUUAUUAUAUAGUCUCCUUUUUUUAUACACUAGAACUAACAGGUUCAUUGAACGAACGAGUCCCGGGUCCUUCAACCUUUAUUUUAUUCUGGUUGAAACCUCUGGAUCGAGUCUGUCUCACUAUAAACUAUAUUAUAGUGACUGCUGUUUUUUGUGUUUGAGCACAAAAAAAGAAAUUAAUUACUCAGUAUUAUAACUAGUUUGCCACAGCAAAUCACGUUUAUAAAGUUUAAUUUAAACUUUAUACCUCCAACAUAUAGGAGGAACAUCAGGCCUCAUUUUUAAGGCUGGAUAUGAAAAAAUAAAAAAGACGAUUUGGGGGGAAAAAAAUAGAGAAAGACAUUAAACUAAAGCAUUUGUGUGUAUUUUUCCGUAUUUUAUUUUAGUAUUAUUUAUCUUUCUUACUUAUCCAUAUUCUCACUACAUGUAAUAGGGUCUAUAUAGCAGUUAAAUAUCCAAUAGAAAUUUGUAUAUCACCAGAUGCACCUUCAGUAUUCCUUCAGUAUUCCCUCAGUAUUCCCUCACUCCGGUUUACAAAUCUAAGCUCAAAGCCCAGGUUUUAAUGCGAAAUCGUUGGAAAACUGCUUUAAAAAAAACAUAAUUACAUUCAUUACAUACGGCUCCAGAGCUGAACCCGGGAAGAACGAACGUCUCAUUUGUGUUCGACACAUCCAGAGACACGAGGAGCCCGGAAAUCCCGAAGUCAGAGCCUGGCCUUAAAUCCGAAUAGUCUGAUUAGUUACGUUGACGGCUCACACGCCAAAGUCUCGUUUCGUUUCGAUAACGAGGACUUGGUUCUUGAGACCCGAAGACAUCCGUUGUCCGUGCCUCAUUAAUAAAUUAGCAUCUGAACACUGUGCUGACGGAACUGCGUUGCGGAGAAUAAAAAAAACUAAUUUGUCUGUAUGUGUAAUCAAGUAAAUAGCCUGUGACUAGUCGAAUAAACUAGUUAGCAAAGUAACGUUGUAAUCGAGUGUAACGUUUCAUGUUGUGUCUUUAACUACGGUAUGUUGUCAUGUACAAUCAAUUAAAAGAAAACGGGCUUUAACGGA